This is a messenger RNA of Sparassis crispa, 1293 nucleotides long. RefSeq lists its product as hypothetical. NCBI's taxonomy places the organism in Eukaryota, Fungi, Basidiomycota, Agaricomycetes, Polyporales, Sparassidaceae. The transcript is spliced from 5 exons. Bases 1 to 1293 code for a protein of 430 amino acids. The record is from RefSeq and is a predicted model, not a curated record.
AUGAAUACUACCCUUCAACCUCACCUAUCGUCCCCCUCCAAGCCUCUUACGGAUACUAAGCCCAGUACCAACAUGGGUCACGAUCCCUCCACCAUUCGCGCUUUCAAGACACAUCUCCAUCGCAGGUCCAGUCGCAUCGAGCGAUGGGUCGAGGAGCAGCACACCAUCACCUCAGACGUUGAGGAGGAGGAACUAGGGGGCGUGCCCACCGUGUGCCAUCCCUACCUCGCGUAUCCUCACCUCAGCGUGCCCUCGCUUCUCAUCCAGGAUGACAAGUCGUCCACGGGAGGCGACGGCUUCCUUGACCAACCUGCGACAAAAAUGGCCAAACGCGUGUCCGACGCGAAGUCAUCCUCGUUUCCUCCUGGAAAUGAACCUUCGACACCACCGAAGGGCUCGCCUGCUCGUCAGAUACCGAACGCGUCACGCCCCACAUCCCCGCUACGCGGUCUCCAAUUGCCCUUUGGUUCUCGUCGGCACCUGAAUUCCGUGCCUGAUGUUCCUCGGGUGCACAGUCCGGCGUCCUCAGCACUCUCACGCCAGGAUCCCAGCAAUCGACACGCCCCCGGUUCAAGUAUAUCUACUACAUACUCUCAGCCUCGUGUAUUCUCUCUGGAUACCCCCCCGCGGCAGCAACCCCCGUGGAAGAUGAAGCGAAGAGCGGUGAUGGGGCACUUCGCUAGCCCUUCAGAUACAGAGAGGGCCAGCGACGCGUAUCCACCGCGCCCGAGCACCUCGUCCUCGGUCACGCAGUCGUCCACAACGACCCAGACUCGGACCUCGCUCGACACGCCCACCACCCCGCGCAAGUGGGACUUGGGCUCGGUCCGUGGACACCCGCCCUCCGUCUUCCUAAACUCCGCAUCAUCCCUCUGGUCUCUGCCCGUCGACGCGACGCACCUGAACGACCCGCCUGACUCCACCAAGGUCCUCGCGCAGGAUAAGGAUAAGCACAGCACCGUCCGCAUUCCGCUCUCGCUGAAGAUGCCCAUUGGGAGCAUGGCGUCCCAUGGAUCUGUCCCUGGAAUCCUGGGAACGCCGAAGUCGAGGAAGAAGAGGAAGCUUAUCGUAAGCGGGAUUCCGCUCAAUGACGAGUCCCGCUUCGAAGCCGUGAAGAAGUGGUGCGAGUCCUUCGGGGAACUCAACUCUAUUACGAGGGCACCAAGCGGUGAUCUCUACAUUGACUUUCGGAAGGCGGAGGUGGCUGACACUGUGUGCCGCCUCCAAGCACGGGUAUACAUCAGUGGAGUAGGCAGCGUCGGCCUGUCUUGGUUCACUGGCAAGAAACCAUAA